ACAUUAUCCAAGAUGGCGGCGGCAGAUGGAGAUGAUUCUCUGUACCCUAUUGCUGUUCUCAUUGAUGAACUACGCAAUGAGGACGUCCAGUUACGCCUGAAUAGUAUUAAGAAGUUGUCAACCAUUGCUCUGGCUCUUGGAGUGGAGAGAACCCGCACCGAGCUUCUACCAUUCCUGACGGACACCAUCUAUGAUGAGGAUGAGGUGCUGCUGGCCCUGGCUGAGCAGCUGGGGAACUUCACCAUGCUGGUGGGAGGUCCAGAGUACGUCCACUGCCUACUGCCCCCUCUGGAGAGCUUGGCCACCGUAGAGGAGACGGUGGUGCGGGACAAGGCGGUGGAGUCUCUGCGUAAGAUCUCCCAUGAGCACUCGCCUGUGGACUUGGAGGUGCACUUCGAGCCCCUGGUGAAGCGGCUGGCCAGCGGGGACUGGUUCACCUCCCGCACCUCCGCGUGCGGCCUCUUCAGCGUCUGCUACCCCCGCGUCUCCAGCACUGUCAAGGCUGAGAUCAGACAGCACUUCCGCAACCUGUGUUCUGAUGACACCCCCAUGGUGCGGCGCGCGGCGGCCUCCAAGCUGGGCGAGUUCGCCAAAGUCUUGGAGCUGGAGUACGUCAAGAGUGACAUCAUCUCCCUCUUCACAGCUCUGGCCUCUGAUGAGCAGGACUCUGUGCGGCUGCUGGCUGUGGAGGCGUGUGUGAGCAUCGCCACUCUGCUGCCCCAGGAGGAUCUGGAGAGCCUGGUCAUGCCCACCCUGCGCCAGGCCGCAGAGGACAAGUCCUGGAGGGUCCGCUACAUGGUGGCUGACAAGUUCUCAGAGCUCCAGAAGGCUGUGGGGCCUGAGAUCACCAAGAACGACCUGGUCCCAGCCUUCCAGAACCUUCUGAAGGACUGUGAGGCAGAGGUCCGCGCUGCUGCUGCUAAUAAAGUUAAAGAAUUUGGUGAGAACUUGCCUGAAGACAGCAGAGAAACCAUUAUCAUGACUCACAUACUGCCCUGUGUAAAGGAACUGGUGUCCGAUACCAAUCAGCAUGUGAAGUCGGCCCUUGCGUCUGUCAUUAUGGGUCUGUCCACUAUCCUGGGUAAAGACAACACCGUUGAGCAUCUUCUACCUCUCUUCCUGGCACAGCUGAAGGACGAGUGUCCUGAGGUGCGUCUGAACAUCAUCUCCAACCUGGACUGUGUGAACGAGGUGAUUGGCAUCCGUCAGCUGUCCCAGUCUCUGCUGCCCGCCAUCGUGGAGCUGGCGGAGGACGCCAAGUGGCGCGUGCGCCUCGCCAUCAUCGAGUACAUGCCCCUGCUGGCUGGACAGCUGGGUGUGGAGUUCUUCGAUGAGAAGCUGAAUUCCCUCUGUAUGGCAUGGCUUGUUGACCAUGUGUAUGCCAUCAGGGAAGCGGCCACCUGUAACCUGAUGAAGCUGGUGGAGAAGUUUGGGGCAGAGUGGGCCCAGAACACCAUCGUGCCCAAGGUGCUGGGCAUGGCCAACGACCCCAACUACCUGCACAGGAUGACCACACUCUUCUGCAUCAAUGCCUUGUCGGAGGCUUGUGGGCAGGAGAUCACUACCAAACACAUGCUGCCUGUGGCCACGAAAAUGGCCACCGACACAGUGGCUAACGUCCGCUUCAACGUGGCCAAGACGCUGCAGAAGAUCGGCCCAGUGGUGGACCCCAACUCCCUGCAGACGGAGGUGAAGCCGGUACUUGAGAGGUUGGCCACAGAUCCAGACAUCGACGUCAAGUACUUCGCUCUGGAAGCCAUGAGUGUUCUGGCCCUGAACUAGUGGAAUUGGCAGAGCCGAAUCUUCAGCAUCUAGCUCCGUUAAAAACCUCAGUGCUGAUGGCAGACUACGAUCGUUAACGGUGGGACAGUUGAAUCCAACGCAGUGAUGCAGAGGCAACAGAUCUUUUUAGAGGGGAUGUGGGGCAAACUACUUUUUUUUUUUCCUUUUUCCACUGUAAUCUUCUCUUCCUCACUGAGCCCUGUCCUUUCUCCUCACUGACUUAUACGAAAGAAAAGAAAAGCACUACUCUCUCUGGUUACAUCCUCGUCACCAAAGCAGACUGACCAUCAAAGUUCUGAUGUCCUUCUGAGCCACCUCCUUCCUCAUUGUCCUCUUCCCCGUCCCCGAGCUGUACUCUUAACUGACCUUUUGAACGUUCCUCUUGCACUUCUCACAGUGGCACUACUGUACAAACGUAUAGCGUCACGAGUGCAUCCAGUUUCAAAGUUGAACAAGUUAAACAAAAAAGAUGAAUCUUUUUUAUAGGUAAGGUUACUGGCUUUACUAUGAACUGUAACCCUAGUGUGUGUUUGUCUGUAGCUGAGAGUCUUCUACCUGGCUGGACUUAAGGUGUCCAUUGCCUGGUGUAACUCCACUACAGCACAACACAGCACUGUGCAUGAAUAGAGCAUGGCUCAAGACUGCAUACAUGCAUACAUACACCCAUCCCCUCACCUCACCUCACCUCAAUCUCUGCCACUGCUGCCAAGUGACAACAAUACAGGAGAUGGCAGAGUGGGCUUCUAAUGCCUCCAGAGUUGCAGCCUGUAGUAGUCUUUCCUCGCAUAGAUCCACGCAUUAAACAUAGCUAUUCUCUUUAAGGGACCACAUCAACCCCCACCCACAUCACAUCCUGAUCUUACCUUACCUGCUGCAUACAGUAUAUACCGUAUACUCUGUUUAUGUCCCCCAUCACACACUUCCCUGGCCCAUUGCUAUAGUGUGCCAUUAAUUGUGCAUCACACACACACAUGCUACACGCACACAUCCUCCUUUUUAGUUUUCCUUCUUUUCUUCUUCUCUCGUAAAGACCUUAUGUUCUUAAAAGAAAUGUUCUGUAUGCUGACUUUUAACUUAUCAUUUGUUGUACAGAAACAGUUGCAUGGUUUUUCUCAUACUGUUGAAUCUGGCCUCGAUGCAUCAGAGGGUGAGGGAGGGGUGUGUGUGUGGGUGGGAUGGGGGAGUUCACUGACAUGCCGGGUUUGUUUUAGAUGCUACAUGCAGUACACGACGGUGAAACACAGGUUUCAAAACGCAAACCGGCAUCAGCUGUAGACAUGUAACUUAACUGUAACUUGUUUUGUCAUUAGAAUGUGUCUCGUUUGUAAAUGAACAUGUUGCACCUCUUCCAUUCUGUCACGAGGCAGGGAGAUGAUUUGGGAAUAAUCAAUAAAUAACACUGAAAUAA
This is a messenger RNA of Engraulis encrasicolus (European anchovy), 3190 nucleotides long. RefSeq names its product protein phosphatase 2, regulatory subunit A, beta a (gene ppp2r1ba). The record is from RefSeq and is a predicted model, not a curated record. The transcript is spliced from 15 exons. Gene Ontology annotation, cellular component: protein phosphatase type 2A complex; cytoplasm. NCBI's taxonomy places the organism in Eukaryota, Metazoa, Chordata, Actinopteri, Clupeiformes, Engraulidae. Gene Ontology annotation, molecular function: protein binding; protein phosphatase regulator activity. Gene Ontology annotation, biological process: protein dephosphorylation. The coding region runs from base 13 to 1782 and encodes 589 amino acids.